This is a messenger RNA of Triticum urartu, 1039 nucleotides long. RefSeq names its product Ribonuclease III family protein (gene NFD2). The record is from RefSeq and is a predicted model, not a curated record. Gene Ontology annotation, molecular function: ribonuclease III activity. Gene Ontology annotation, biological process: RNA processing. Lineage: Eukaryota; Viridiplantae; Streptophyta; Magnoliopsida; Poales; Poaceae.
AUCGCUUCGAGUUUAGGCCAGGGGCCCAGGGCAGUGUCAGUGACCAAUUUCGCCAUGCUGCCGUGCCGAUGGGCCAUCCGGCCCACAGACGCCAGUGGCCCGAGGCCAGCCCGGCCCGCUCCACCUCGCCUAGAGAGAGAAUGGCCACGUCGGCAACCGGCCGGUCACCUUUCCUCUCCCGCACUUCACACUUCACACCACCCAAAAAAAACCUAGCAGAACAGCAAUGGCGUCCCCGCCGCCGGCAACCCUCGCCGCCGCCGUCCUCCUCCUGCUCCUCGUCGUUUCCCACCCACUGGCCUCAGGGCUGGAGCCCUCCCUCCCGGCCUCCUCCCCGUUCGACGCGGCGCUGGCGGCGCUGCAGGGCCGGAUCGGCUACGCGUUCGGCUCCCCGGACCUGCUCCGCCGCGCGAUGACGCACGCCUCCUACUCGCGCGAGAACGGCCGGGCGCUGGCCGUGCUCGGCCUGGCCGCGGCGGAGUCGGCCGCCGCGCUGCGGGCCCUCGCCGCCGACCGCGACGCGCCGGCCUCCGCCGUCUCCCGCGCCGCGCGCGACGCCGCGGGGGAGCCCGCCUGCGCCGCGGCGGGCGCCCGCGCGGGCAUCCCGGGCGUCGUGCGCGUCGCCGGGUCCAUCAAGGCCUCGGCCCCGCCCGUGGUCUGCGGCGCCCUCCGCGCGCUCCUCGGCGCCGUCGCCGUCGACAACGGCACCGCCGACGCCGCCGCCGAGGUCUUCUGGCGCCUCCACGUCGUCACCGCCGCCGCCAUGUGACGCGUGCACGAGUAAUAAAUCAUCCAAGAUGGUUUGCACUUGCACAUCAGUGUUCACAAGUAUAUUUACUAGUAGGAUAAGUGAAGCUGCUGCUGCAAUCUACCUCUAUGUAAAUUAUGAACUGCCACCUAGAGCCUGGAUGAAAAUCAUCAACUUCCACUUUGAUUCCGUAUGCAAAUUAUGAACAGUCACUCAGAGCUCUGAUGAAAAUCAUGAACCUCCACUUUGAUCUUGUAUGCAAAUUAUGAACUGCCGCUUCGAGUUGUGCUA